AUGGAAGUCAAUGGUGAACCAGAUAUAGCUGGUAUUUUCAGCGCGGCUUUAAUGCCAUUGAAAGAUAUGAAAGAUGCAGAUAUUUUGGACCAGUAUGAAAUGAACAUGGCUGAUGGAAAUAUAACACCUGACGUUCUAAAACAUUUAUCUCAAAGAACUACACAGAACCAUAGAGAUGGUAUAUUUGGUGAAGAGUUUAGAAAGAAAGUUAUGGACAGCGAAGGAAGAGAACCUAUUGUACAUGACCUUGCAAACGAAAGUUUACAAAAUGUCAUAAAAACUUACUUUGCAGACAAUGAACCGAGAAGGGAUGAAUAUUUAAGAAAACUCAAAUGGACAGUACCAAAUGAAAUGUUAGUAUUGAAAAACAUGUUCCUUGACAAAAUAAAACCAACUACAGAAAUAAACGACGCAAGACUGAAAGAUUGGGUAAAAGCUUUCCCAUUCACAAAAGAUAUAGUUGGUAACAUGGAAAGAAAACCAGAAUGGCUACAAAAACAUAUAUUUGGAAACGAGCAUAUUCCAUAUGGACAGGCACUGUUUGAAGAGCUUGAACCGGAAACUCAGGAAAGAGUCAUGCAAACAAUACGCGAAGACUCAAAUACAGACUAUGACAAACUCUUUCUAGGAUAUAGGUUACCUGAGAUGGGCGACCAGAGCCAAAAGGCAAAAAGGACAUGGGAAAUUUGCAACAUACUAGAUGAACAUAAUGCAAAGAUGCAACAACUUCAAGCAGAGGGCAAUGAAGGAAAAAGAAGAGUUAAAAACUCAGUCAGGAAGAAAGUAAAGCUUGGUCCACGUGGGUUUCUAUUAGACAAAUAA
This is a messenger RNA of Trichomonas vaginalis G3, 822 nucleotides long. RefSeq names its product protein of unknown function, DUF4106 family. The record is from RefSeq and is a predicted model, not a curated record. Lineage: Eukaryota; Parabasalia; Trichomonadida; Trichomonadidae. The transcript has a single exon. Bases 1 to 822 code for a protein of 273 amino acids.